AGGAGGGCUCGAUCGGUGCCGGCGACAUCGACAAGAAGCAGCUCAUCGACAAGCACUACUACGCGAUCGCCUCCAAGGCGACCCUUCUGACCCCAGACAAGCUGUCGGUCCCAGGCGACAAGUUCAAGGCCCAGUUCGGCCUCGAGUGGGAGGACGUGCUGAAGGACGGGAAGGCGCUCAACGCGAAGGACGCGUGCGAGAAGUUUGGGAUCGACGCCGACGAGCUCAACACGAUGUGGGGAGCCGCGAAGAAAGGCGGCGUGUUGGUGAAGCUCGGGGGCGGCUUCUACUGCGCCAAGCUGGAAAAGGGCGACGUGGGGCCCUACUACGUCUUCAACGGCUUCUUCAUGACGAUGCGCGCCGGCUUCGUGAAGGAGGGCGCCUCCAUUUACUACUACGUCGUGGAGUGGGACCCGAAGGACCUCUCCUGGGCCGACUUCCGCGGGAAGGUGCUCGGCCCGACUGACCCCGCCGAGGCGCCGAAGGACUCGCUGCGCGGCGGGGCGCUGGCGGCCUGGGAGGACCUGGGGCUGCCAGCCGCGCCGAACACGGGCGAGAACUGCGUGCACGCCAGUGCGUCGCCGUUCGAGGGCCUCGCCGAGCGGAUGAACUGGCUGGGAUACAAGGCGGAGAAGGACGUCUGGGGCAAGAAUCUGCUGGCCGCAGGCGUCAAGAUGAAGACGAUCAAGGACUGGACCCUGGACCCGGCGGUGACCUACGGAGCGAAGCUCUCGCCGACCACGAAGUCCAUCUGGGACACGCUCGAGGACAUGGACGCGCAGGA
Messenger RNA from Prorocentrum cordatum, 784 nucleotides. The record is from the annotation of a GenBank genome assembly. Lineage: Eukaryota; Dinophyceae; Prorocentrales; Prorocentraceae.